This is a messenger RNA of Batrachochytrium dendrobatidis JAM81, 216 nucleotides long. RefSeq lists its product as uncharacterized. The record is from RefSeq and is a predicted model, not a curated record. Gene Ontology annotation, biological process: regulation of DNA-templated transcription. The transcript has a single exon. Gene Ontology annotation, molecular function: DNA-binding transcription factor activity, RNA polymerase II-specific; RNA polymerase II cis-regulatory region sequence-specific DNA binding. NCBI's taxonomy places the organism in Eukaryota, Fungi, Chytridiomycota, Chytridiomycetes, Rhizophydiales. The annotation marks the transcript as partial.
UGUGGAAAACAAUUUCAUCGGACUUGUCACCUUAGAUCGCAUAUGAGGAUCCAUAACAAAAAUCUUGAACGUUUCCAUUGUCAGCAAUGCUCGCUUUCCUUUCUCCGUCGUCAUGAUCUAACCAGACAUAUGUAUAUUCAUUCACCAAUUAAGCCUUUUAGCUGUGAUCGAUGCGGUAAAGCGUUUUGUCGUCGUGAUGCGCUUCAACGCCAUCUU